Oryza brachyantha (malo sina) is the source of this 920-nucleotide messenger RNA. RefSeq names its product protein LURP-one-related 8-like. The transcript has a single exon. The coding region runs from base 96 to 776 and encodes 226 amino acids. The record is from RefSeq and is a predicted model, not a curated record. NCBI's taxonomy places the organism in Eukaryota, Viridiplantae, Streptophyta, Magnoliopsida, Poales, Poaceae.
CAUCGUUCAUCACCAACUAGCUAGUUAACCGCCUCUCUCUCUCUCGCUCGCUCUUUGCGUUUCUUGAUUUCUUGAUCAGUUUAGCGAUCGAGGCCAUGGCGGCGAAGGUGCACCCCAACUUGGCCGUGCCGUCGCUCCAGCCGCGGAUGGGGAUGGGUGUGAGGGCGGUGGCGGCCGGAGGUGGUGGUGGUGGUGGUGGUGAGGAGGUGGUGCUGACGGUGUGGAGGAAGUCGCUGCUUUUCAACUGCAGGGGGUUCACGGUGUUCGACGCGAGCGGCGACCUGGUGUACCGCGUCGACAGCUACGCGGCGGACUCGCGGGCGGAGGUCGUGCUCAUGGACGCCGCCGGCGUGCCCGUGCUCACCGUCCGCCGCAAGAAGGCGAUCAGCCACCUCGGGCUCGGGGGCGACCAGUGGCUGGUGUACCCCGGGGAGGAGACGCGCCUGCCGCCGCUCUACGCCGUGAAGCGGACGACGCAGUACGUCCGCGGCGGCGGCAACGGCAAGACCAUGGCGCACGUCGCGCCCUGCGGCGUCCGUGGCGGCGCCGGCGGCGGGUACGAGGUUGAAGGCUCGUACCUGCGGCGGCACUGCACGGUGUACGACCAGCAGCGGCGCGCCGUCGUGGCGGAGGUGCAGCCGAAGGAGGCGGUGGGCACGGACGUGUUCCGGCUGGUGGUGCGGCCGGGGAUGGAGGUGUCGGUGGCCAUGGCCGUCGUGGUGGCGCUGGACCAGAUGUUCGGCAAGCCCUCCCUCCUCAGGAGCUGGUCCUCCUAAUUAAUAAUUAGCAGCUUAUUUCAUUUUCUUUUCUUUUCUUUUUUUGCCUUCAAUUUCCAACAUUGUUUGGGCCCGAGAGCAAAAGACAUGCUCUUGGCUGCCUCUUCCUCUCUGAUCCAUAUAUGAACCUCAAAUUGGGUGUCA